Messenger RNA from Neomonachus schauinslandi (Hawaiian monk seal), 1182 nucleotides. Its product is annotated as zinc finger protein 501-like. Gene Ontology annotation, biological process: central nervous system development; regulation of transcription by RNA polymerase II. Gene Ontology annotation, cellular component: nucleus. NCBI's taxonomy places the organism in Eukaryota, Metazoa, Chordata, Mammalia, Carnivora, Phocidae. Gene Ontology annotation, molecular function: DNA-binding transcription factor activity, RNA polymerase II-specific; RNA polymerase II cis-regulatory region sequence-specific DNA binding. The record is from RefSeq and is a predicted model, not a curated record.
AUGGAAGAGAAAGACUAUGAAUGCAAGAACUGUGAGAAAGCUUUUGUACAUGACUUACAACUAACUACACAUCAGAGAAUUGAUACUGGCCAGAAGUUCAGGAACCAUAAGGAAUAUGGGAAGGUUAUUAGUAGAGGUUCAAAACAUACUCAGCAUCCGAUCAUGUUCACCGACCUUACUUAUCAUUGGAGACUUCAUGCAAGUGAGAAACCUUAUCAAUGUAUGUUAUGGGGAAAAGCCUAUAGUAGUAAAUCAGCCAUUACUCUGCAUCAGAGAAUUCACACUGGUGAGAAACCAUAUAUAUGUAAGGAGAGUGGAAAAGCCUUUCAUAGCAGUUCAAUACUUACAGAACAUCAGAGAAUUCACACUGGUGAGAAAGCUUAUAUGUGUAAAGAAUGUGACAAAGUCUUUCAUUAUUCCUCAGAUCUUAAAAGGCAUCAGAGAAUGCAUACUGGUGAAAAACCCUAUGAAUGUAAGGAAUGUGGCAAGGCCUUUAAGAGUGCAUUGUAUUUUUUUUAUUAUCAGAGAAUUCAUACUGGGGAGAAACCCUAUGAAUGUAAAAACUGUGCUAAGGCAUUUGGAAGUUGCUCAGCCCUUAACCGACAUCAGAGAGUUCAUACUGGUGAAAAACCCUAUAUAUGUAAAGAUUGUGGAAAGGCCUUUUGUUGCAGCUCCAAACUUACAGAACAUCAGAGAAUUCACACAGGUGAGAAACCAUAUGUGUGUACCGAAUGUGGAAAGACUUUUUGUAAUAGUUCUAUACUUACAGAACAUCAGAGAAUUCACACUGGUGAGAAACCACAUGUGUGUAAAGAAUGUGGAAAGGCCUUUUAUCACCCUUCACGCCUUAGUCAACAUUGGGGAAUUCAUAUGGGUAAGAAACCCUACGAAUGUAAGGAAUGUGGGAAAACCUUUAGUAGUAGCCCUGCCAUUAUCCGGCAUCAGAGGAUUCAUACUGGUGAGAGAUGCUUUGACUGUAAGGAGUGUAAAAAGGCCUUUCAUUGUUCCUCAGACCUUUCUCAACAUCAGAGAAUUCAAAAUGGUGAAAAACUUUAUGAAUGCAAAGAAUGUGGGAAGGUUUUUUAUGUAGUUCAAAUCUUAAUCAAUAUCGGAAAGAUCAUGCUGCCUAAAUUGCCUAAGAAUAUAGUAAAUAUCAGAAGAUCAUCAGAAGUUCACUCCUGA